Molecule: messenger RNA, 701 nt
Organism: Daucus carota subsp. sativus
Lineage: Eukaryota; Viridiplantae; Streptophyta; Magnoliopsida; Apiales; Apiaceae
Exons: 2
Coding region: 144-611 (155 amino acids)
Source: RefSeq, a predicted model, not a curated record
UUGUAAAAUUAGUUGUACUGUAAUUUAUACCACUAUAAAUAGCUCUCAUACUGAUCAUUUCCCUUCAUCACACUCUCACUCGCUCUAUUAUUUUCCUCACUUUUAGAUCAAAGCUCAUUCAGCCAAUUUCCCAUUCAUUAGCAAUGGCCGCUAUUGAGGUUGAAUCAGUUCCACAAACAUUGCCAGAAGCAACAACACCUGUGCCUGAGGUGAUCGCGGCCCCGGAAGCAAUCAAGGAAGAGGUAGAAGUAGCACCAGCAGCUGCAGCCGAGCCAGAGGUGGAGAAGCUGGCUGAGGAAACUACUGAAGCUGUCAUACCAGCUGAGGAGCCAGUAGCAGAGCCAGUUGAAGUUGAAGAACCGGUUGUAGUUGAAGCUGAGGAACUUAUCGAGGCACCCGAAGCUGUAGAAGAGGCACCAGAGGAAGAUACUCCAGAAGUUGAGGUAGAGACUGUUGUCGAGGCAGUAGUUGAGGAAACUCCAGUGGAAGCCGCGCCAGUUGCCCCGGUGGAAGCCAAGGAAGCAGCUGCAGCUCCCGUGGAGGAGACGCCAGCUGAGGCUGUGGCUGAAACCACCACUGAAGUUCCGGCUGAGACCAAGACUGAGGAAUAGAGUGUUGAACAAUGUACGCUAUACGUGCAUGAUAUGGUGUGGUCAUAUGUUGUCUUAAUUUUGAAUAUUAUGUUUCUUCUAAGUUCUCUA